This is a messenger RNA of Durusdinium trenchii, 1243 nucleotides long. Lineage: Eukaryota; Dinophyceae; Suessiales; Symbiodiniaceae. The record is from the annotation of a GenBank genome assembly.
CGAACCUUAGCCCUGGCUUUGGACGUAAUGUUGACUGUCCAAUUGCAACGCUGUUUAUUCUGCUUUUGGUUCAAUGAGUUCACGUACAGCAUGUUUUGUACACAUAGCUGGCAUGCCAGGUCUCCGAGUAAGACACCAGUGAACUGUGGCAUUAGAAUGCAUUAGACAUUGUCGUGUAGGAAGUGUAAGUGAGGUCCAUGGCCCAGCCACAAAUUCGACACAACAAAUUGAACCGGCGUGCAUUUUGCAAGACUGAACCAGUGGUAGUGGCUCAAUCUCAUCCCCUCAAUUUAGAAGGAAGCACUCAAGUGCAGCGUGGGGCGCCUUGGCAUGGCGAAGCCACAUCAGCAGUACAUGGGUGCCCAAUUGAUGGACAGGGACAGUGAUGAGGAAAGUUUAGAGGAGAUGGAUAUUGAAGCGAAUCUGUGUUGCCCGGAUGCACUAAGCGCCAUUCUCUCCACUGUCUUCUUUCCCAGCUGGCUGUGUUCCCUACAGAUGAUCAAACAGAAUGAAAGAGCCGCGGCACUGGUCUGGGGUAAAUAUGUUGGAAGCAUCAAUGAGCCCGGGAUUCACAUUGUGAAUCCAUGUGGCGUGGUGAUUCGGAGGGUCACCACGGUGCGCAAGACCUUGGACGUCCGGGAGGUGAGUGUCACCGACAAGGAUGGAAAUCCCAUCUACAUCAGUGGCAACAUCGCUUACAAGAUCACUUCGGCCAAAAAGGCCACUGUAGAUACAGAGCAGCCAGACAAGUACACACUUGAGAUGGCUCCGAUGGUGCUUCGAACAGUGGCUUCACGUUUCCACUACGAUGAGCUGCGUAGUGGUGCUCCAAGUCAGAUGCUUGGAGAUGAGCUGCAGAAGUUGGUCCUCAGCGCUGGUGUGCAGGUGCUGAGGUUUCAGCUCACAGAUCUCAAGUAUGACUCGCAGAUUGCAUCAGCCAUGCUUGCACGACAGCAGGCUGUGGCACAGGUCGAUGCAAAGCGUGCGCUGGUGCAUGGUGCGGCUGAAACGGCAUCGAGCACUGUGGCGCGGCUGAAGCAGCUGGGCCACACCUUCACAGCAGAGAAUGAGCAAAGACUCAUCCAUGAUUUGCUGCUGAAAAACCUCGACCCAGACUACAAAGCGCGUGCCACAAUCAUGUCACAGCAGCCAUGAGGCACCACUGUGGCCAUUUGUGUGGGCAAGGGCCGCUCAAUAAUUGGCAUGCAAGUUCGCAAAUGCAUUCGAUUUGGAUUGCGAGUGG